Ilyonectria robusta is the source of this 3639-nucleotide messenger RNA. RefSeq names its product Pre-mRNA-splicing factor rse-1. NCBI's taxonomy places the organism in Eukaryota, Fungi, Ascomycota, Sordariomycetes, Hypocreales, Nectriaceae. The transcript has 4 exons. The record is from RefSeq and is a predicted model, not a curated record. Gene Ontology annotation, cellular component: nucleus; U2 snRNP. The coding region runs from base 1 to 3639 and encodes 1212 amino acids. Gene Ontology annotation, molecular function: U2 snRNA binding; protein binding. Gene Ontology annotation, biological process: mRNA splicing, via spliceosome.
AUGGCGACCACGUCGAACAUGUUCCUCUACUCGCUGACGAUCCAGCCACCAACCAACGUCGUCCAAGCGGUUCUGGGCCAGUUCGCAGGCACAAAAGAGCAGCUCAUCAUCACCGCUGCCGGCUCGCAGCUGACCCUGUUGCGACCUGACCCAUCCCAGGGAAAAGUCGUUACCCUCCUCUCUCAUGAUGUCUUUGGUAUCAUCCGCUCCCUAGCGGCCUUUCGCCUCGCCGGAAGCAACAAGGACUAUCUGAUCCUGGCAACUGACUCCGGUCGGAUCACCAUUAUUGAAUAUGUCCCCGCCCAAAACCGCUUCUCGCGAUUGCACCUGGAGACGUUUGGCAAGUCCGGUGUUCGACGAGUCAUUCCGGGCGAGUAUCUUGCCUGUGAUCCUAAGGGUCGAGCAUGUCUCAUCGCCUCGAUGGAAAAGAACAAGCUCGUCUAUGUCCUGAACAGGAAUUCUCAGGCGGAGCUAACGAUUUCGUCACCCCUCGAGGCCCACAAGCCUGGUGUCCUUGUCAUUUCAAUGGUCGCAUUGGAUGUUGGAUAUGCCAACCCCGUCUUCGCAGCCCUCGAAAUCGACUACACGGAAGUCGAUCAAGACUCCACCGGACAGGCCAUGGAGGAGCUGGAGACUCAGCUGGUUUACUACGAGCUCGAUUUGGGACUCAACCACGUGGUCCGCAAGUGGUCAGAGCCUGUUGAUCCAACAGCCUCGGUGCUAUUCCAAGUUCCAGGUGGCAAUGAUGGACCAAGUGGUGUUCUUGUUUGCGGAGAGGAAAAUAUCACUUACCGUCACUCAAACCAGGAGGCAUUCCGUGUCCCAGUCCCUCGUCGACGCGGCGCAACGGAAGAUCCAUCUCGGAAGCGCACAAUCGUGGCUGGAGUAAUGCACAAACUGAAAGGUAGUGCCGGUGCCUUCUUCUUCCUAUUGCAGUCCGAGGAUGGCGAUCUUUUUAAGCUCACAAUCGACAUGGUCGAGGAUGAAGAUGGAAACCCCACAGGAGAGGUCAGGAGGCUCAAGAUUAAGUAUUUUGACACCGCUCCUGUCGCUUCCAGUCUUUGCAUUUUGAAGAGCGGUUUCCUGUACGUUGCCAGCCAGUUUGGCAACUACGCCUUCUAUCAGUUCGAGAAACUGGGAGAUGAUGACGAGGAACUCGAGUUCUUGAGUGACGAUUUCCCAGCGGAUCCAAGGGCGUCAUAUGAUCCAGUCUACUUCCACCCUAGGCCAACGGAAAACUUGGCCUUGGUUGAGAGCAUACCUGCGAUGAACCCCCUCAUCGACUGCAAGGUCGCCAACCUUACCGGCGAAGACGCUCCUCAGAUCUAUACUGUCUGCGGAAACGGCGCCCGCAGCACAUUCAGAACGCUCAAGCAUGGCUUGGAGGUCAACGAAAUUGUGGCCUCAGAACUCCCUGGAAUUCCAUCAGCCGUGUGGACGCUCAAGCUGAACCGAAAUGAGCAAUACGACGCCUACAUUGUCCUCUCUUUCACCAACGGCACCCUUGUACUCAGCAUUGGCGAAACCGUGGAGGAAGUUAGCGACUCAGGCUUCCUCACGAGUGUUCCCACGCUUGCCGCCCAGCUUCUUGGUGAGGACGGUUUGAUUCAAGUGCACCCCAAGGGUAUCAGACAUAUUCGCAAUGGCCACGUAAAUGAAUGGGCUGCUCCACAGCACAGGUCUAUUGUGGCUGCUACUGCCAACGCCCACCAAGUAGCAGUUGCUCUGAGCUCCGGUGAGAUCGUCUACUUUGAGAUGGAUGGUGACGGUUCUUUGGCCGAAUAUGACGAGAAAAAGGAGAUGUUUGGCACCGUCACUUGUCUGAGCCUGGGUGACAUCCCCGAAGGUCGACUGCGAAGUUCAUUCCUCGCUGUCGGCUGUGAUGACUGCACUGUUCGCAUUCUCAGCUUGGACCCUGAUUCGACUCUAGAGAACAAGUCAGUACAAGCCUUGACCGCCGCACCCACAUCUUUGGCCAUUAUUGCCAUGGAGGACUCCUCGUCUGGCGGCUCUACACUUUAUCUCCACAUCGGUCUCCAUUCCGGUGUCUAUCUACGAACCGUCUUGGAUGAAGUCACCGGCGAGCUCACUGACACCCGUCAAAAAUUCCUUGGGCCCAAGGAAGUGAGAUUAUUCCAAGUCACUGUUCAGGGACGAACCUGCGUCCUUGGUUUGAGCUCAAGACCCUGGCUAGGAUAUGCCGAUCCUAUCACUAAAGGAUUCGUGGUUACGCCACUCAGCUAUGUCGAUCUUGAAUGGGGUUGGAACUUCAGCAGUGAGCAAUGCGAGGAAGGCGUGGUUGGCAUCCAAGGUCAAUCUUUGAGGAUUUUUAACAUCGACCGACUGGGAGACAACUUAAUCCAGAAGUCGAUUCCAUUGACCUACACGCCCAAGAAGCUCGUGAAGCAUCCCGACCAACCUCUUUUCUACACAGUCGAAUCCGACAACCACACUCUUCCCCCCGAACUCCGGGCGCAAUUGCUCGCCGACCCAAGUGUGGUGAAUGGAGACUCUACAGUGCUCUCCCCUGAGGAGUUCGGUCACCCUCGGGGCACUCGUCGCUGGGCAUCUUGCAUCAACGUGAUCGACCCUGUCUCGGAAGAGCCUCAGAUCCUGCAAACAAUUGAUCUAGACAACAACGAGGCAGCUGUCAGCGCGGCCAUCGUAUCCUUUACCAGCCAAGAUAAUGAGAACUUCCUCGUUGUUGGUACUGGCAAAGACAUGGUUGUCAACCCCCGAAGUUUCUCUGAAGGCUACCUACACAUUUACCGCUUCCAGGAGGGUGGCAGAGAACUAGAGUUUAUCCAUAAGACGAAGGUUGAGGAGCCUCCUCUAGCUCUACUACCGUUCCAAGGCAAGCUUCUUGCUGCCGUCGGCAAAACCCUACGAGUAUACGAUCUCGGUAUGAGACAAAUGCUGCGCAAGGCGCAGGCCGAGGUGGCAGCCCAGCAGAUUGUGUCCUUAAACACCCAGGGCAGCCGCAUCGUGGUCGGCGAUGUCCAGCAAGGAAUUACAUAUGUUGCCUACAAGGCAGGCAGCAACAAACUUAUCCCCUUUGCCGACGAUACGAUUGCGAGAUGGACAACCUGCACGACUAUGGUUGACUAUGAAUCUGUUGCUGGAGGUGACAAGUUCGGCAACAUGUUCCUCGUCCGCUGCCCAGAAAAGGCCAGUGAAGAGGCGGAUGAGGAGCAAGCUGGCUUGCAUCUUCUCAAUGGCCGGGAUUAUCUCCAUGGAACCCCGCAUAGGGUGAGCCUCAUGUGCCACUUUUACACUCAGGAUAUCCCCACAACCAUUUCCAAAACCAGCCUAGUUGUUGGAGGCCAGGAUGUCCUACUGUGGAGUGGUAUCAUGGGCACUAUUGGAGUGUUCAUCCCAUUCAUCAGUCGCGAAGACGCCGACUUUUUCCAAAGCCUCGAAGGACACUUACGGACCGAGGAUCCCCCCCUAGCAGGCAGAGACCAUCUGAUGUACCGUUCAUACUACGCACCUGUCAAGGGCGUCAUCGACGGUGACCUGUGUGAGAGAUACCACUUGCUUCCAAAUGAUAAGAAGCAAAUGAUCGCAGGGGAGCUAGAUCGCUCAGUCCGCGAAAUCGAGAGGAAGAUUUCUGAUAUUCGCACACGAUCUGCAUUCUAG